Messenger RNA from Bipolaris sorokiniana ND90Pr, 1066 nucleotides. RefSeq lists its product as uncharacterized. The coding region runs from base 426 to 911 and encodes 161 amino acids. The record is from RefSeq and is a predicted model, not a curated record. Lineage: Eukaryota; Fungi; Ascomycota; Dothideomycetes; Pleosporales; Pleosporaceae. The transcript has a single exon.
CUUGCCCUGUCGGCCUUCAGCUGUAUUUCUCAUUCAUACAAUGUAAAGAACUUCUUUCUACAAUGAAUCAAUCAACGCAUCAAUGGCAAUUCACUGUGCUUCGCACCUACUCCUCGGCCCCAAAGUAGCGUUGCCGCUCACUACUUGCUUCUUCGGCACUCAGCUAUCGCAGAAGGAAAUGGCUGUUCGCGAUGAUCCUGAAACAUGUUGCCAGAAAUAAAGACACGAGCGCGACCCUACCUUUCGCCAUGCCCCAUUCUCUUUUCUCUGUUCUGGCCUCACCCUCUUGAGGGCAGUGUUUUCAUACUUCUGCUCCUGCUUGACGUCUCUGUUCCUUCUGCCGCCGUUUCGUUUAUCCUUCCCUUUCUGAGCCAUCCCAGGGCAGACUUCCCGGUUUCGCUUCUAUUGUGGCAUUCAUCAACAUAAUGCCCUUGCUUCCUGACAUGGUCAUAGCCGCCAGGCAAGUGUUCGAGGACGAAACGCCACACGAAGUCAGUGCCUUCAAAUACUACUUCCUCCUCAUCGGCGUGUUUGUUGUGAUGGUCGCUUUCUUUCUAUGGUACUUGCAUCGACGUUCGAAGCAUAGAAGAGAGUAUUGUGGGCAGGACAGCGAGCAGCCACCAGCAAGGGAUAUCCAAACGUGGUCUCAACCUCGGAGAUUCAUGUAUGGUAUUUACGAAGCCAGCAACUCAUUUCUUAGCCGCCAGAGUGAAGGCCUAGAUCAAAAUGGCGAUGCUCCACCACCGUAUCAGCCCAAGUCAAGAGCCCCAACUAUCGAUGUGGAGAUUCCACUUCCAACCCUAUCGAGGAGUCUGAGUCAACGCUCACAACGCUCCCAACCACCGCAAUAUCCUAGCAGUACUGGAGGAGCCACAAGUACUACCGAACGACAGGAGGUUAUUCAUUCUUGAAGAGUCAUUGGAACAAGACACGAGGGCCAGCCUUGCGAUUUGGCUACAUGGAGAGAAUUUGGGACCAUAAUAUUUACCAGAGUUCACAUUUGGCAUUUUGUUCGACUACGGAAACUUUUGUCAACCUCUAUAAAUCAACUCAUUCACAGUUCCCA